Bombyx mandarina (wild silkworm) is the source of this 1883-nucleotide messenger RNA. It is a transcript of the gene U2af50, whose product is annotated as U2 small nuclear riboprotein auxiliary factor 50. NCBI's taxonomy places the organism in Eukaryota, Metazoa, Arthropoda, Insecta, Lepidoptera, Bombycidae. Gene Ontology annotation, cellular component: nucleus. The record is from RefSeq and is a predicted model, not a curated record. Gene Ontology annotation, biological process: mRNA processing. Gene Ontology annotation, molecular function: RNA binding.
CAUUUCACGGAAACUGACUUAGAUUUUAUGUUGAUGCCAACGCUAAUUAUACUAAUAACGCUGAAGCGCCUUUAUUACUAUCUCAAGAAAUAGUUACUGUAUUACAUAUUUCCGUAAAUAAGAUGGGGGAAGAUAAAGACCGCCGACGAAGGUCUCGAUCCCGAGAAAGAAAACGUUCUAGAUCUCGAUCUAGAGAACGAAGAGAAAAAAGAAAAAGCAGAUCAAGAUCGCCCAAUAAACGUUCACGUAGACGUAAGCCUUCGCUUUACUGGGAUGUACCGCCGCCGGGAUUCGAGCAUAUCACGCCAUUACAAUACAAGGCGAUGCAAGCGGCGGGUCAGAUUCCUGCCAAUAUUGUCGCCGACACACCACAAGCUGCCGUGCCCGUGGUGGGUUCGACUAUAACACGUCAAGCGCGAAGGUUAUAUGUCGGCAACAUACCCUUUGGCGUCACCGAAGAAGAAACAAUGGAGUUUUUCAAUCAACAAAUGCAUCUAUCGGGCCUGGCCCAGGCCGCCGGCAACCCUGUUUUGGCUUGCCAGAUUAAUUUAGAUAAAAAUUUUGCAUUCCUUGAAUUCAGAUCAAUUGAUGAAACGACACAGGCAAUGGCUUUUGACGGUAUUAAUUUUAAAGGGCAAAGCUUAAAGAUUCGACGUCCACAUGACUACCAGCCUAUGCCAGGCACUGAAAACCCAGCAAUAAAUGUGCCUGCUGGUGUUAUUAGCACUGUUGUACCUGAUUCCCCACACAAGAUCUUUAUAGGGGGAUUGCCUAAUUAUCUAAAUGAGGACCAAGUAAAGGAAUUACUCAUGUCAUUUGGUCAACUCCGGGCCUUCAAUUUGGUGAAAGACUCUUCAACUGGGUUGAGCAAAGGCUAUGCUUUUGCUGAAUAUGUCGACAUUUCUAUGACAGAUCAGGCUAUUGCAGGUUUAAAUGGAAUGCAACUUGGAGAUAAAAAGUUGAUUGUGCAACGUGCCAGUAUUGGCGCAAAGAAUUCAACUUUAGAAAUGGGAUACUUUUCAGCACUGACCGGUGCAGCUCCAGUGCAAAUCCAAGUGGCAGGUUUGACCUUGGCUGGAGCAGGUCCACCUACUGAAGUAUUGUGCCUUCUUAACAUGGUUACACCUGAUGAAUUGCGUGAUGAAGAGGAGUAUGAAGAUAUCCUUGAAGAUAUAAAGGAGGAAUGCAACAAAUAUGGUGUUGUGCGUAGUAUAGAAAUUCCAAGACCAAUUGAAGGAGUCGAAGUACCUGGAUGUGGCAAGGUAUUUGUCGAGUUCAACAGUAUCGCAGAUUGCCAGAAAGCGCAGCAGACGCUCACAGGACGCAAGUUCAGUAACAGAGUCGUCGUCACAUCUUACUUCGAUCCUGACAAAUAUCAUCGCAGAGAGUUUUAAAGAUAUUUUUUUUUUACCGUCACUUCAAUUUCGUCCUGUUGCACUAGCGUGGAAGAAAAUGUUCAACAUUGUUUUUCAAAGAAGUUUAAUUUUCAUUAGUUUACAUUAAAAACAUAUAAGAACAAAUUAAAUUUAAAAAUAAAUGCUUUUAACGAUUCAUUGUAAAAGUGAGUGUCUUAACUACCAAAUGAACAGAUUUAAUUGUGAUCUACUCAAUUACGACUGAUAAUUAAUUUUACAAUUUCUAUAAAUUGAAAAUGUCACGAUUUGUUGAAAAUAAAAGUUUUUUGUAUAUUUUUUUUCACAAGACCUAUAUUGACACAUGCUAGUAGCACAUUCAACAAACGACAGAGAUUAAAUCAAUCAAAAUGCAUGUGAAUUGGAGCAUCAUGCUUUUCGUCACCAAUCCACUACAACUGACAUGUUAAGUAUUAACUAAAAAGUAUAUUGCGCGUUUGUAACUGCUAUGAAUAAAUAAAUUUAUCUCAA